AUGAGUCUUGAUGAUAUGUUUGAGGAGGUAGAGUCAAAUGAACUUAAAAGAUUCUACUCAGAAGAUAUCUCUGAUGGAACCUAGAAGAUUCAUAUAAGCAGUGUCCAUCUGUAUCUAGAAUAGCCAUUUCCUAUACCGAUCUAUUUCACCGAAUUUCUUGACAUUGCGUUUGAGAAGUAUAUAAAUCACUCCUUGCUUCGGACUCCUAAGGACAUGUAAUUAUUCCAAUCCAAUUUAAGCAUAGUCCAAUUUUAGUUUCCAGAACAUAUUAAAGAUCAGCUAUAGCCUGCUGCCAGUUUCGAGACUAUUAAUUAAAAUCUAAUGAAGCGAAUGAAUAAAUAGUACUUGAUGCUAUUUAUUAAAUUAAAAGGAACCAAGAAUGAUGAGUUCUACUAAUUGAUGCCUUUAAUUAUAGCCUAUGGGAUUAAAUAAACUAUAGUUGACUUAAUACUCUAUGGAAGCGAUAUAUUUAAAAAGGAAGACUAGUUUAUUCAAAUGAUUCAAUUCAUUCACAAUAUGAUAUAUGGAAUAGACAUUUCCUACUCUUAUGCUUAACUUCUAAAAAGUCAGUUUACAAAUCCUGUGCAAUCAUAACAAAAACUCUAGCUUUAGAAGAUUGAAGACUAAAAAAUUUCAUCAAUUCAAAAUAGCCCGACUGGAUUAAAGCUGAAGAAUGCGUUCAAAAGAAGAAAUGCUUUCUCUUUAAACACUCGAAGUGAGGUUUAAAAGACUCAGCUUGAUUAGUUUGAUCAAGAACUUUAGAAACUUUUUGAUGAAAAGUAAUUGAAAGAGUUCAACGAAAAGAAGAAGAGAUUACUCAGACCCAACUUCAAUCCUACAAAGAUAUCUAGUUUUUAUGGUAAAUAAAUGCAGCAGAAGCAAAGUGUGAGUGCACUUGAAAAAUUUGAAACAAAUGUACUCAGUCCAAGUCUACUCUAGGAAUUCAACAGUACUGAGACAAACAAUCCUUUAAGAAUGAGUGAAAAUAGAAAGCUUAAGCAUAUUAAGUCCUUAGUGCCAGUUGAGAUUGAUAGAUUUGAAAAAGAAUUCAAGAAAAUAGCAAUGACAGCUAGAUAUCAAAACAAAAAAUAAAAAAAGAUUUCUUUUAUCCUGGAUAAGGUCCAACAUUCUCUCGAACUUGAUAAAAGAAAAUCAAGAUUGAUGAAAAAAGAGCUGAAUCAAAGUAUCAGUCUUGAAACUUUGAAACCUACUAUUUAAGAUAGAUAUGAAAUUAAACCUGAUAUGUUUAUGGUAGAUACCUAUUAGCAGGAUAAGAAAUAAGAAUAUAGAGAGCUCUUAUUUAAGGUUGGAGUCAAUAUCUCAGAUUAAGGGAAUGUAUCUGAAUCCAAAGGUCUUGGACAUAUGGAAAAGCUGAGAUAGAUUCUAAAGUACAAGCCAGGGGAUAAAAAUUUCAACAUGAAUGAAAUUAAUGAUAUACUAAGAAAAACUAGAGAUGAAUAGUUGCAAUCUGAGAUUGCUGCUGCUCCUGUAGUCAAGUAUCAAGAUGAAGAAUAAAAUAAAAUUCGCUUUCCUUAGAUUAAAAAGAGGAAAUUCAAAAAUAAAGAAGCAUUCGAAGAUGAAGAUCUUAAUCCAAUUGACAAGCAAAAAUAAGAGCAGUUGCUAAAGGAAAAGAUUAAGAUCUAAUAUUUGGAGCGAGUAAUGCUUGAAAAUGAGAUAUUCAACAAAAAACAAAAGAAAAAGGAAGAAUAGGCUAAGAAAAAUAAAAAUGGGGGAAAAACUGAGUAGAGCGAUUAUGAAGAUGAUGAUUAAGGCAUUAAGUUUUAAAGCAAGUUUAUCAAAGAGAAUUCAGAGAAUCUAGUAAAAUAAGCUAUGCAAAAGAGAGAUAAUCCAAAGAAAACUUAGCUUGAGCUAAUUAACAUAGCUGAGAAGCUCAGGAAAAUAAAACUUAAAUUUGAAAAUCAGACUAAUAGUCUGCUAAACGAUGAAUAAACAGCUAAUGAAUUUGAUUCUUUAUUAGAUAAGUUAAAGGAUGAUUAUAAAAGAGAACAAGUUAUUGCAAGGAAAAUGAAAUGA
Molecule: messenger RNA, 2034 nt
Organism: Stylonychia lemnae
Lineage: Eukaryota; Ciliophora; Spirotrichea; Sporadotrichida; Oxytrichidae
Source: the annotation of a GenBank genome assembly